This is a messenger RNA of Cyprinus carpio (common carp), 1895 nucleotides long. RefSeq names its product bone morphogenetic protein 10, like (gene bmp10l). Gene Ontology annotation, biological process: BMP signaling pathway; SMAD protein signal transduction. Gene Ontology annotation, molecular function: growth factor activity; cytokine activity. Gene Ontology annotation, cellular component: extracellular region. The record is from RefSeq and is a predicted model, not a curated record. NCBI's taxonomy places the organism in Eukaryota, Metazoa, Chordata, Actinopteri, Cypriniformes, Cyprinidae.
ACCCAGCUUCAGCUUGAACUACUGAACAAAUAACUGUGUUUGUACCACGGUUUCUGUUAGUAUUUGUAAAGGGGUCACUUUUCUUGCUUUUAAUAACGUGUUUGCCAUCCUUUGAUCGCUAAAGUGCUUUCUGUAUGUCUGCUCAGUGUAAAUGUGAAUGUAGCGAGCGGUCGGAGCGCAUAGGUUUGAGCUGGACGUCUGAGAAAGGCAUGCAUGGAAAGAAGAUACAGGAAGUGUGAGGAACCCGGACACACUAUGAAAGGCCCACAGACCGAGUGGCAACAUCUCCAAACUUGUCAGCACAAGAGGGUCGACAGCGUAGUCCUGCCCUCCACACUCCAUCACGAGAUCCACAAGGACGAGGCUGUUUUUCCUCUCGCACCACAUCGAGCUGUCAGGCCGAAGAGAGACGGACGGACCUGCGCAGGUGUCCCUGACCCUCACAUCAUCCUGAUACUUCACAUCAUCACGUCUCCGAGCGCAGUCAUGCCUGUUUCUGGGUGUGUUUGUGUCCUGAGCCUCUGCGUCCUGCUGCCGUCUCUGGUUCGCUCCGCUCCUGGUGUUGUGGAUGAAGUGGACAUGCAGGAGGUUCUGGAUCAGUUUCUGCAGGUGUUGAACUGGACGGAUCAGGGGCCCCGGCCGAGGCCCCGCACUGAACCACCCGAGUACAUGCUGGAACUGUACGAGCGAUUCACCAGCGACCGCAGCGCCGCGCCGUCAGCUAACAUCGUCAGGAGCUUCAGGAGUGAAGAACACACCUCACACGGUGAGAGCCUGCGGACGCACCGUCUGCUCUUCAACAUCUCUGUCCCGCGUCACGAGCGUGUGGUCAGCGCCGAGCUGCGGCUCCACGUGCUCCUCAAGACAGACUCGCAGCAGCGCACCGGAGCCGGGUGGAGGGUGAGCGUGUUCGAGGGACGCUAUGAGAGAGAUCCACUGGCAUUAAAACACGUGCAUCGCAGGGAGAGCGGCUGGGAGGUGUUCGAUAUGACCAACGCCGUCCAGCACUGGAGGAAGAUCAAUACUGUGACCCCCAGCCUGGAGGUCCGUAUCGAAAACCUUAGGAAUACGAACGUAGAUCUGGACAUCGACAGGGACCUGGAUGGAAAACACGAGCCUGCGCUGAUCGUCUUCUCAGACGACUCGAGUGAAAUCCAUCAACUCGAGAGGAACGAGGAGAACCAGCGCUGGUCAGAUGAGGAUCAAGACGAGACGCACUCGAACCUGAUCUACAACGACGGGCCGAGAGUCCGGCGCAGCGCUAAACGAGACGACUGCAGGAAAGCCGAGAUGUACGUGGAUUUUAAAGACAUCGGCUGGGACUCGUUCGUCCUGGCUCCGUCCGGUUAUCAGGCGUUCACCUGCCGCGGAGCGUGCAAUUAUCCUCUGACCCGAGAAGUGACGCCCACCAAACACGCCAUCGUCCAGACGCUGCUCAAUCUGAAGAGUCCUCAGAGAGCGGCGCAGGCCUGCUGCGUUCCCACCGAGCUCAAGCCCAUCUCCCUGCUCUACGAGAACGAGAACGGCGUGGUGGUUUUGAAUAAUAAAUACGAGGGCAUGGUGGUCAAGGAAUGCGGAUGCAGAUAGAAACUCCAAAUCACAAUAGUCUAUAGCAGUCGUUUCCGAACAGAACAUCCAGUAUCUUGUUGCCUCAUGUAUGUUUUAGUGCUGUCAAAUAAUUAAUCGCAUCCAAAAUAGACGUUUUUGAUUACAUAAUAUAUGUAUGUGCACUGUGUAUGUGACCCUGGAGGACAAAACAUAGCAUACUAAAUAAUUUGUAGCAAUAGUCAACAAUACAUUGUAUGGGUCAAAAUUAUCCAUUUUUUUAAUGCUAAAAAUCAUUAGGAUAUUAAGUAAAGAUCAUGUUCCAUGAAGAUAUUUAGUAAAUUUCCUAC